CGGCUUCCAGAUGCUGUGGAGUCAUGAGCCUGGAGGGCGCAGGGACCCCUCUGGUGGCCGAGGUGAUCAAAGAUCGCCUUUGUUUUGCCAUUCUCUACAGCAGACCAAAGAGGUCAUCAAAUGUACAUUAUUUCAGCAUAGAUAAUGAACUUGAAUAUGAAAACUUCUACGCAGAUUUUGGACCACUCAAUCUAGCAAUGGUUUACAGAUAUUGCUGCAAGAUUAAUAAGAAAUUAAAGUCCAUUACAAUGAUGAGGAAGAAAAUUAUUCAUUUUACUGGCCCUGAUCAGAGAAAACAGGCAAAUGCUGCUUUCCUUGUUGGAUGUUAUAUGGUUAUAUAUUUGGGGAAAACUCCAGAAGAAGCAUAUAGAAUAUUAAUGUUUGGAGAUACAUCCUAUAUUCCUUUCAGAGAUGCUGCCUAUGGGAGUUGCAAUUUCUACAUUACACUCCUUGACUGUUUUUAUGCAGUAAAGAAGGCAAUGCAGUAUGGCUUCCUUAAUUUCAACUCAUUUAACCUUGAUGAAUAUGAAUACUAUGAAAAAGCAGAAAAUGGAGAUUUAAACUGGAUAAUACCAGACCGAUUUCUUGCCUUCUGUGGACCUCAUUCAAGAACCAGACUUGAAAGUGGUUACCACCAACAUUCUCCUGAGGCUUAUAUUCCGUAUUUUAAGAAUCACAACGUUACUACCAUUAUUCGUCUGAAUAAAAGGAUGUAUGAUGCCAAACGCUUUACGAAUGCUGGUUUCGAUCACUAUGAUCUUUUCUUUGCGGAUGGCAGCACCCCUACUGAUGCCAUUGUUAAAGAAUUUCUGGAUAUUUGUGAAAAUGCAGAGGGUGCCAUUGCAGUACACUGUAAAGCUGGCCUUGGACGAACAGGCACUUUGAUAGCCUGCUACAUCAUGAAGCAUUACAGGAUGACAGCAACCGAGGCCAUUGCUUGGGUCAGAAUCUGCAGACCUGGCUCAGUGAUUGGACCUCAGCAACAAUUUUUGAUGAUGAAACAGGCAAGCCUCUGGAUGGAAGGUGACUAUUUUCGUCAAAAGUUAAAGGGUCAGGAGAAUGGAAAACACAGAGCAGCUGUCUCAAAACUCCUCUUGGCUGUUGAUGACAUUUCAAUCAAUGGGGUCGAGAAUCAAGACAAGCAAGAACAUGAACUGUACAGUGAUGACGACGAAAUCAAUGUAGUGACACAAGGUGAUAGACUUCGGGCCCUGAAAAGCAGAAGACAAUCAAAAACAAACGCUAUUCCCCUCACAUGUUCCCUAGCUGUGCUGACCUCUGCACUGUGUAGUGUUGUCAUCUGGUGGAUUGUUUGUGACUACAUUCUCCCCAUCCUGCUAUUCUGUCUCGAUGGUUUAAGAACACAGUAGCCAUCAGGACCCUUUGACAGAUAGCUGCUGUUCCCUCCAUUUCAAGGACUAAAACAGUCUUGCGUUAAGUAAAAACCUGUGACCAGAACUGAAGGAAGACUCUAGGAACAGAAAGCUACAACGGGACUUUAGCACAGUUUAUUUGGAAACAAAACAGAAUUGCAAAAGCCUUAGCUGCUUUCCACCUAAGAAGUUUAUUCAAUGAAGAAAAUGUCCACUGGAAUUUAAAUAACUACAUGAGUUUGGGUACAAGUGAAUGACUUGAAGAGGGCCCAACUCUCCUUCUAUAGAAAUGUCUUUAACAAAAAAGCUGUUGUAAAUUAGUCUCAGGUGUAAAUAUCAAAGCCCUCUGUUAUCAGGAGAGCUGACUAGUCUGUGUGGUGCACAUGCGGUCCCUGUGAUGGCAAUCAUUUUAGCUGCUGGCCUUCAGCGGAAUUGAGGGUCUGAUGGAGGUUUUUUAUUUGUUUAUUUGCUGUUUACCCUGUGUCAAAAUUUAUAAAGAUAAAACAAGCAUUACUGAAACGGUACUUUCUGUAAUUUGAUACUAUUUGGUUUAAUCAUCUUCACUUUAGUAUUUGUGAUACUGUUACAAUGUUAACUCUGUCAAGUACCCAAGUUGCUUGUCUUCUACCAAAGAGUGCUUUAUUAACGAGAAUCUGUGAAAACCACAUUUAAAGACUGUUGCAUGUUGCGGUACUCUGGUAACCUAAAACUUUCAAGAGAAUGCUAAUAGUAGCUUUAGAAGACUCAGGAGGAGAAACUGGCUUCAGAGUUGGAAGACUGUUGUAAGUCAUUCCUUUGUCAUUUCGAGACUGAAGAAUGCCAACCAAGGCUGCCCACUAUUCGGUUGCCCAGUCAUACAAAUUAAAACCGUAUUUCCUUCCAUGCAGGAAAAACCCCCACGCUGUUGGUGUUUCCCCUGGAAACAGUGAUCCCAAAUAAUGGUGACUUUUUUUAAAAGUUACUUUGUUAGGGUCUUUCUCUGUAGCAUUGUGGAUUUUUUUUGUUAUGUGAAUGACCUAAGGCCAUUCACACACCCUUUGGUUUCAGUGAUAGUUACUCUAUCUGGAUUUCAGUUGUUUGUAAAUAAGAAACUCACUGUUGCCUUUGGUUAGGGAAUACAACUGAGAACUCUUUGCGGAGUGCCUUCUCCCCUCAACCCCACAGAAACACAGCAGAGUCUGUAAUGUAAAACGAUCACAAAACAAUUUAUUUGCUGCUAAAAAAAAAAAAAAAAUGGGGCCCAAAAGAAAAAAAUAUUUGUAAUCAUCUUGGUUACUUCCAUAAGAAGUGAAUGGUUUAGUUAUUGUUAACCAGUGUUUGCCUGUCCUAGUUUGGAGAAUGGGGAGAUGAUACAAUAUUAAAAGGCAAAAUGCCUUCAUGUUAUAAGACGAAUGAAUCAGGUCAGUAGGCAAUUCCAUUUUUAAAAAGCUGCCUUUUUAAUACAAAUACGAAGAAUAAGGAACGGUUGGAAUGAACAGAUUAAAGUCUGUUAAUGCAGAAAGUAAUUAGAAGACGGUGGAUCUAUUUUGGUAUUUACUCUCUUGGAGUAAAUUGUAAGGUUGCCUAGUUUUGAGGGGAGAUGGAAGAUGCCAUUGUUUUGGCCAAACUAGCAGCUCCUCUUCGUUGGGCACCAUGAGGGCCAUGCCAGCUUUUUUGCUGAGGACUAGACCUCAGAAAAACAGUGUUUUUCUAUCCCUGGAAGUUCAUAAAUACAAAGACCUACUUACCUGAGGGAAGACAGCUCUUCAUUAAGCUUUGAGUGGGAGGGGAAUCCUUCUGUUUGCUGUGUUGGUCUGGGAGAUGAUACUAAAUGUUCAAGCUGUGCCCGGGCAUUAAACACUGAAUUCUCAGGGCAACUCUUCUUCCCUUUAUACUUUGAAAGGCCGCCUCCUCCAUAAAUAAUCCCGGUAGUUGUGAAAAUCAAACUUCCACCGGAACCGUUCUUGCUGGUCAAUGUGCCAAUGUGCCGUCACCCUCACAGUGAAUAAGCCAUUUGGUGUCUCUUCGGCUUCAAUGUACUUUUUGUUUUACAAAUUGCCUUUUUGUGUGGCUGCUCAAGUUUCCAGCUAGAAUUGCUGUCACUGUGGUUCUUUCUAAAAAUCCUAGUAUUUGACAGGCUCACUGAAAUUAGUCAUAGCAAACUAGUCAUUUGUUAAAGAAGCAUUCCUUGGAACACACAAUUUGGGAUAGUGCUUCAGAUGGAUUGUAUAGCACAGUGUUAAAUGUACUGGGGACAUCUAGAAUCUAGGAAGUCUCUGGAUCGGAUUGAUGGAAAGUUCUUCCUGCUGUGAAUAAAAGUAGACUCUUACCCCGGCCCCCAACUGAAACUUUAACAUACCCAAGAAUCUUCUCAGAUUCUCAUUUUUAAUUUGUUAUAGAAGAUCUUGUUGCUAUGGGAUAUGAAACAGGGCAUGUCAGAUGGAGAGAUUUCUUUAACUUCAGAGCCUUAAAUAAUUUUGAAAGUACACCAAGACAGUUUCCAUUGGGAUUAAAAUUAGAAAUGAAUAUUUUUAGGUGCCCUUGAAGCUUUCUGGGGACUCAAACCAUCAAGAGUUAGGGACAGUCCAAAAGAAGGGUGUCUGCCAAACUGGGUACCUAGACGUGUAGACAGACUUCCAUUAUGUAAUGCUACAGAAAAACUAGAAAUCCCUCUAACCUGUCAGUGAAGAGGGAUGGAUCCUGAGCAGUGCCUCGCUAAAACAAGCAGCCUUACUUGUCAAGAUGUAGCUGCAUCUAAGCGGCCCGCCACUCUUCUAGUCUCCAGAACUUUGCUGUUGUGAACUCGAUCCUCUUAGCCUGUCCCCCACCCACUUCCUUCCCUGCCCUCCUCUGCCUCUCACAGGGGUGAUUUCUACCUCUUGGGCCCCAACCAGAUUGAAGGAGUCCCCAAGUGUUCUCAUGAGGCGAUGUGUCUCCCCUUGGGUGAGCCGUUCGGACCAUCGGGUGUUCUGGGCCGCGUCAUGCCAAGAGCUCCGGGAGCCCUUCCCUUGCUUGACCAGUGGGCCUUGCGUUCCUUUGAUGUUUGUCAGAACGUGGCUGAGCUGCUUCUCUUCAUACAGUUUUUAAAGUGAUUAUUGCAUUUUGGAAAGCAGUGCUCAUCACAACUUUAAAAACGUAUUUUAAUUCUUUCAUAGUUCUUUCCCACCAAAACUGUCCUUGUGAGGCUAGCUGCUGCUCUUCCUUUUCUCCUAAAUCUGAGUAUUCUCCAUGUCACUAAGUGGAAAUACUGCAGAUGUGUUUAAUUGACUGGACAGUUCACCUAAUCUGUGUAGGAAAUUACCUCCUUAAUUGCCCAGUAGAAUUAACUGUCAGAUAUAUUCAUCUGAUUAUAUUACUGCAGUUUUAUAUUAAUCAUUUGCAGACUUUUAUCUAACCUGCACUCAUGUAUAGAUUAUUAAAACUUUUAAAAUAUAACUGAUUAAUCAGUAUUGGAUCAAUCAUUAUCUUGAUUUUUUUAAAUUAAAAUGUAUAUUUCUAAUCAUAUUUUAUAAAGCUGAGAGAACUGGUUGAAUGAAUGUUUAUUUUCCUGAAGGUAUUUUUAAGAUAAAGCUUCAUGAUGGCAUGUAAACUUUGCAUAUCUAUAUAGUUUGAUACAUAUUGUCACAUUUGUGUAUUGUAACUGGUUUUAUACGAAAUGUUGAA
Molecule: messenger RNA, 5015 nt
Organism: Kogia breviceps (pygmy sperm whale)
Lineage: Eukaryota; Metazoa; Chordata; Mammalia; Artiodactyla; Physeteridae
Source: RefSeq, a predicted model, not a curated record